Molecule: messenger RNA, 1186 nt
Organism: Drosophila suzukii
Lineage: Eukaryota; Metazoa; Arthropoda; Insecta; Diptera; Drosophilidae
Product: transcription factor E4F1
Biological process (GO): epidermal cell differentiation; regulation of transcription by RNA polymerase II
Cellular component (GO): nucleus
Molecular function (GO): DNA-binding transcription factor activity, RNA polymerase II-specific; RNA polymerase II cis-regulatory region sequence-specific DNA binding; zinc ion binding
Source: RefSeq, a predicted model, not a curated record
UUUUGUUUUGUUUAGCUGAGGAUAAUACUAAAUAAUUUUUUGUAUUGCUUAUUGCCAGCAAUUCAAUCAGUAAAAAUAUCAGAAUAUCAACUAAACAUUCAAAGGAGUAGACGACACAUAAAUAUAAUCCAAAGGACUUCCAAGUUUAGGCCUAAAACCACCUGUCUUCGUUAAAAUUGCAAUGGACCUGCGGAAGUUGUGCAGGAUAUGCUUUGUAGACAGCGCUGCGGUGGACAUCAGAGAACACAGGAGCAGCGGCAGUUCGGAUCACACAGUCCUUGAGCUGAUACAGGCCAUGUUCGGUUGGGAUUUAGCCCUGAAUCUAACUGAGGAGCUUCCUAUGAUCUGCAAUAUAUGUCUGGAAGAGUGCCAGCAGCACUACGCCUUCUUCCGGAAGCUCAAGUUCGCCAAUCAGCAGCUCCUUCAGCUCUACAACGAAGCGGAGGUGGAGAUGUGCCAAGAUGUGGAAGUUUUAGAGGAUCUUAAGGAGCAGCAUAAGCCUGAAGUGACUGAGAUGGCUGGAGGAGAAAAUGAGGAAUGGGAGGAGUUUAUACCCCUGGAUAUUAUAGUAUUAGAACCCGAUCAUCUGACCGACACAAAACCAACUGAGAAAAUAGUCGACACCGUGCCAAAACCCUCACAGAAGCUGGCCAAUCAGGACUCGCUUAUCGUGUCCGAGUUUCUGCCCGCCACCACGACCCAACCGCGUCUGGAUCUGUCCGACUCGCGGCUACAGCAACUGGAGCCACCUGCCUACGAAAUGCGCACCGUGGACUACGCGGCUGUCGAACUGAAGCACUACAACCUGGACGAGUACAACGAGGCCAACCGCCUGCUGGACGUGGAGCCCAGUGGAAGUCAGGCCAUCUACAAGUGUCAGUACUGCCCGUUGGCCUACGCCUCGCCCCAGUAUCUAAAGACCCAUGUGCGCAACUCUCACGUUUGCAAAUACUGCACCACCGCCUUUUCCAAGGUGCGCGAUCUCAACGAGCACAUUCGCCGAAAGCACUCGAACCACCAGUGUGUUGUCUGCUCCAACAGCUUUAGCACCAGCAGCAACCUAAGGGCUCACUUGAAGAAAAUCCACGGAGUUCAGCUACCCGCUCAGGUGGCACUGCUCGAUUACAAGCCAGCAUCCGCGGACCAGGACAGUCCUCGCACUUAAUAAAGUGGACUUAUUCUUACA